GUCAUACGCGCGCGGGCAGCCGCUUGCCAGGAUAGCCGCAGAGCUCUCAUGGCGAGCUCGGCCGCCUCCUCCGUGCGACCGCCAAGGCCCAAGAAAGAGCCGCAGGCGCUCGUCAUCCCCAAGAAUGCGGCGGAGGAGCAGAAGCUCAAGCUGGAACGGCUAAUGAAGAACCCGGACAAAACAGUUCCAAUUCCAGAAAAAAUGAAUGAAUGGGCACCUCGACCUCCCCCAGAAUUUGUCCGAGAUGUAAUGGGUUCAAGCGCUGGGGCCGGCAGUGGAGAGUUCCAUGUGUACAGGCAUCUGCGCCGGAGAGAGUACCAGCGACAGGACUACAUGGAUGCCAUGGCUGAGAAGCAAAAAUUGGAUGCAGAAUUUCAGAAAAGACUGGAAAAGAAUAAAAUUGCUGCGGAGGAGCAGACUGCAAAGCGUCGGAAAAAGCGCCAGAAGUUAAAAGAGAAGAAAUUAUUGGCAAAGAAGAUGAAACUUGACCAGAAGAAACAGAAAGAAGGAUCCAGUCAGUCCCAGGAGCCGCCAUCCAGUGGCUCUGAGGCGGCAUCUGGAACAGAGGAGGAGGACGAGCCCAGUUUCAUCAUGGGGCGAUGACGAUGUUGGCCACGGCAGCUGUCUGGAGCCUGGCCCGCUCUGUGACCGGGACCUCAGAACAUCCUCCACAGGCCUCAAGGGGAAGGGCGCAACCUCUGUUUCAGCUCAGUUUCCCUCCCAAAGCCUCACUGGAUAGAAGCAAGUAGGAGUCCACCCUAAGGGCUCACAGCCCCCCUGUUAGCAGGACUGGGCCUGUGGGAGAGAGGACCAUCUCCUGGACACUCGAGGGCACUCCCAGGCAGGGUUCGUUAAUGUUCUCGCUGCAAGUGGGGAAAUGUAUGGCUUGGUCCCCCUCGUCCCUGUUCUCACGUAAUUGGACACUGAUGAGUUUGGGGCUGGUUUCUGUGAAGCGAAUGUUUAUUUAGUAAAGAAAAGAAAAACUCCA
Messenger RNA from Mesoplodon densirostris (Blainville's beaked whale), 988 nucleotides. RefSeq names its product PRKR interacting protein 1 (gene PRKRIP1). Gene Ontology annotation, biological process: negative regulation of protein kinase activity. Gene Ontology annotation, molecular function: protein kinase binding; double-stranded RNA binding; protein kinase inhibitor activity. Lineage: Eukaryota; Metazoa; Chordata; Mammalia; Artiodactyla; Ziphiidae. Bases 49 to 603 code for a protein of 184 amino acids. The record is from RefSeq and is a predicted model, not a curated record. Gene Ontology annotation, cellular component: nucleolus. The transcript is spliced from 6 exons.